Molecule: messenger RNA, 4433 nt
Organism: Trametes versicolor FP-101664 SS1
Lineage: Eukaryota; Fungi; Basidiomycota; Agaricomycetes; Polyporales; Polyporaceae
Exons: 13
Coding region: 1-4314 (1437 amino acids)
Biological process (GO): sister chromatid cohesion
Cellular component (GO): nucleus; chromatin; cohesin complex
Molecular function (GO): chromatin binding
Source: RefSeq, a predicted model, not a curated record
AUGGCCGACGCCGUAGAGCCUCGCCGGUCUCAGAGGGAGCGAAAAAAGGCCUCACAAUUUGUAUCUGUUAGCAGCUCCUUGCUCAAGAGAAAGCGAUCAGACGCGACAACUGACGAAGAGAAUGACCAAGAUGACGCGCGUAGCGAUGCAUCAGACCCUGCCGCUGCUGACGACGAAGCCGACGCGGAGCAAGAAGACUUUCACGCUCCCAAGCCACAGGCGAAGGUGGCUACGAAGCGGAAGGCGAAGUCGAUCCCAGCACCGAAGAAGCCUCGUGUACCGAAAACCACCGCACCUAAACGAACCAACGCGAAGACUGCCGGACCGCCGAAGCCGAAGAAACCAUCUGUGCGGAAGGGGAAACAAGCGGGAGACGGAGAAUUCAACGCGGAGAAAGUGGCAAAGGAUAGCAAGAUAUCUGGAGACAACGCGUUAUUCAAUGCCCUCAUGAAUCCCUCCGCCGCGCUCCAGUCCACCGCGGAGGACUUCCUAGAAUCACUCUCCAACUCCCCGGGGCCCAGCCUAGCUGAGUUGAUUAACUGCAUACUCCGCUCCUGCGGCUGCAACGAUUCAGUUGACGAAGACCGUGUGGUCGACUAUGAUGGGGUAGUUGACGCAUUGGACGACUUCACGGAAGCGUUGAAGAAGGACGACACCCCCAUCUACCCAUUGACUUCCAAGCUGCCAGUGUUCAAGAAGUUCCGCAGGUCACUUUCAGAAUUCCUCGAACGCUUCAUCAUUUCUUCAGCCGAACUUGGUUCGCUGUAUACUUCGGACCUUAUGCCGACACUGCAAACAUGGGUUAUCGCCAUGUCAUCUUCACAACUUCGCAGCUUCAGGCACACAGCCACGGUCAUCGCACUGGAGGUAGAGACAGCUCUCUGUGAUGUAGCCGCGUCGGUCGAGAAAGAGGCAGAGGUUGUCAGCCGGCAGCGUGAAGGCGAGCGCAAGCGGAAAGCUGCGGGCAACAAGGGGAAGGCCGGGAGCGCACGGGAGUCCGAACUGGAGAAGAAGGCUGCCGAAGUUCGCGAUCGCCGGUCCAAGCUAGCAGAGUUCCUCAAGGAGUUUGUGGACGGCGUUUUCGUGCAUCGAUACCGAGAUCUCGACCCCAAUAUUCGCGCCGAGUGUGUGCGCGCCAUGGGUCUAUGGUUCAAGAAAUACCCCGGCCACUUCCUCGACGGCGCGUAUUUGCGCUACGUCGGUUGGGUCCUCUCAGAUGCCCAUACUCAAGUGCGAUUGGAGGCCGUGCGCGCGCUCGCCCUAGCCUACGAACAGACCGCAUACAUCGGUGCUGCAGCACUGCAACAUUUCGCGGAGCGGUUCAAGCCGCGACUCGUCGAAAUGGCCGUGGGCGACAUCGAGCUCAGUGUCCGGGUCGCCGUGGUACAAGUCCUGCAAACGAUCGACGGUCAUGGUCUUCUCGAAGACGAGCAGCGACAACAGCUAUGCCUCCUCGUCUAUGACGAAGAAGCGCGCGUGCGCCGCGCCGUGAGCGGAUUCGUCAAGGGUGUCUGGGAGGAGACUGUCGACGAACGCCUGGUCGGAAGACGGUCAUCUGAUUCGGACAAGCACAAGGCAGGCGUCAAGGCGUUGGGCAUGCUCUUGGUAAACUGGGGUCGCGCGCUCGACAAGACCAGCGGGCAGGGCGAUGCAGACUCGGAAGACGGGAUGGAUCUCGGUGAGGGCUCAUCGAAACGAGUCCGGGCCAAGGAGGUCGCUUCUCUUGUGGGCGCCAACCCCAAAGGACGCACCGCACUUGUCGUCGAGGCGCUGUGGGACGAGGUGGACCCUGUCCGUGACUGGGAGACCCUCUUGGACGUCUUGCUACUUGACCACUCCGCCGCGGGCGAGGAGAACUCUCGACCCUCUUCUCGGUCGAAGGGUAAGCAAGCUGCUACUGACUCCGCCGUUGACGAAGCAUGGCGCUUGGAAGAAGUGGAAGAAGCGGUACUUCUGGAGCUCCUUGUUGCGACACUUCGCAAAGCGCUUGUCGACGCUGCCAAUGCCAAGAAACCUGACGAGGACACAACUUCCUCUGACAUCACACGUGCACUGAUCAAGGCGCUACCACAACUUUUCGUCAAACAUCAGACAGACGAGCGGAGGAUCUCUGACGUCCUACUUGUCCCCCAACUGAUGAAUCUGGAUAUGUACUUGGAAAUGAGGAUGAUGACGGCAUACUCAAGCCUAUGGGAAGACGUCACGAAGCAGUUCCUCUCCCACUCUUCACCCGUGGUGCUCGCGAACGCCGUCGCGACGAUCCGGCGCAUGAUGGACGCCACCAGCCUAUCAAAGACCAACAGCGCCAAGAUCCUCGAACUCGAAGACGAGCUCUCGACAUCCUUGCGCGAUGCUAUUGCCGGACGAGACGAGGUCGAAGUGGCGUCUUUUACGGAGGACGAAGUCCUGUCGCUCGGUGCGAUCUGCGCCCGCCUAGCCGCGCUCUCUGGUAUCCGCGACAUGACCUCCUGGGUAGAGGAAGACGAGGGAGGGAAGCAGAGUAGCGCGUGGGAUAUCGUCUCUGCGCUGGCGGAACGAGGAAGACUAGGAUACAAGGAAGAGGAGAUGAUGGUGGAUCGUGCGCUGCAGGUGCUCACUUUGCACAUCAUGUGGAAGGCACGCAGUCUACCCGCAGGCGAGGAGCUCUCUCCCGAGGAGAUGCAGUUCCGCGACAAGCUCAAGGAGGAGCGAGAUUCGCUGCUUGAGAAGCUGGUGGAGUUCGCCGUUGGCACGCAGUCAAAUACGGUGGAAGGCGUCCGGCGAGCGGCCUUCCAAAACCUCUUGACUUUGCACAUCCUCUUCUGUCCCUCGGAAACCACUGCCCCUGAUGGUAGUAGGCUGCCCACUGCAGCACUUCCGUUGUCACUCGAUGACGAAGUGCAAUACCGUUGUGCGGGCUUCGUCCAGGCGGAGAUCGAGCGUUAUGCCGAGGAGAUUGCGGAGGCAGAGCCUGCAGAGGAACCACGUAGCGACGACGAGAGCGAUGAAGAGGAGGACCAGGACGAGCCUGAGGAGCAACCCAAAGGGAAGAAAGGGCGGGCUGGCAAGGGCAAGGCCGCUGCGAAAGUAGCUUCUCCCACUCCCCGUCCGGAGUCGCGCUCGCAGUUGGAGAAGGAAUACGUCUUCAUCGGCGUUGUCACCACAUUCCUCCGUGCGAUUCGCGCCGGCGUCAUUCACUUCAGGCAUUCCGCCACGAUCCUAGCUCACUUUGGCCGACUCGGACCGACGUUCGAUUUGUGCUCCAAGGUCAUCAUUGAGAUUCUCCGUGAAGAGGGCAUGUACAAGGACAACGGCGAUGCCGUUGUGGCGAUCAUCUGCCAGGCGCUUCAGGAGUCUUUCACGCUCUACCUCGACGCGGUAGUGAACACCGAGGAGCAUGCGAUUGCCCUGGCAAAGGCGCUCUCCGCAAGCUUGUUGAUCCGAGGCGCCCAGCUCUCCAUCGUGCGGCGCCUCGACAGCAAGCACAUCGUCAACAUCCACACCACGUCGCUUAACUGGAUCGUCAAGCGACUGGCCAUGUAUGAGACGGCGAAGAAGAAGAAGGCGCGAAACAAGUGCAUCGUGUUCUUCCGUGUUCUUAUCCCCUUCUGCUCGUCCGUCGACAACCGGGACUCGUUGACGAUUAAGGCGCACCUCGACAAUCUCAUCGCCCAGGCGAAAGUGGAGAUAUCACCCACCUCCAAGCCAUGGGAGCCCCAUCGCACAUACGAGAAGAAACUGGCAGCUGUUGCUGCGAAGGAGAAAGGUCCUGGUGGUAAGGGCCGGAAAAGAAAGGAUGCGAAGAGCGCCGAAGUUGUAACAACUGACGAUGAGGCUGGGGUCCUGAGCGAUGGGGAGGGCCUUGAGGCGCAGGGACGUGCUGGCCGCGGGGGCGAUGUCACCGACGCCGAGGGUGGCGCCACCGAAGACGAGCACGACGCACCGGCUGCUGCUCGCACGCCCAAGGCACGUCCAAAACCCCGUCCAGUACGCAAGGGUGCGAAGCCACAGAAGGAGCCGGCCCAAUCUCCUUCCAAAUCCCUCUCACGCUCCCCGUCACCGACUCCUGCCAGGUCGUCCCGGUCGCUGACGCCACUUUCCUCCGUCCGGGAGUCUGCGCCGCCGGAGGAGCCGCAGGCUCUGGAGACCCCGAAGGCAACGCGCAAGCGCGCUCGGUCGGACGAGGAUGAGCCCUCCGAAGACGGCGCGCAAGAUACCACGAUGAAUGGCGCAGAGGAGGCUGAGAGCGCUUCGCCAGCGGGCGGCGCCCCGGUGGCCUCUCAGGAGACAGAGGCCUCCGAGAUACAAAUCCGCCGGAAGCGCGUCCGCCAUUAGUGAUACCCCAGGAGACCGUGCGUCUGCCGUUAUGCUUAUUGUCCUGUACGCACCGUCCGUCUUGUCAUCUCUUGCUCUCAUGUUGUGCUGCUUGCCGUGCUGAAUAUAAUGCAUUAUGU